AUUAUUGUGUAUAUAAAGAAAUGGCCAUGGAAGCAUGUAACUCAUCACCAAUUUCCCUUUUCUUUUUGCUCUUUCAGUUUUUGAUAUUCAAGAAAGUUAAAUAAGCUUAAAGAAGAAUGAAAGGGUUUUGGAACUUAACGAGUACCAUUUCUCUUACUCUUUCUAUACUUUUUUUAUUCGGCUACAGUUAUGAGGACGUGUCUGCGGUUCCAACUACGCACUUGUGUCGUCCGGAUCAAAGGGAUGCACUUCUUCAGUUCAAGAACGAGUUUGAGGUUUUAAACUCUUCCGUUGAUUCUCUUUGUAUUAUCAAUAAAACUAUAGUAAAGCCCCUUCGGAAGACAGAGUCAUGGAUGAAUAACAGCGACUGCUGUAAUUGGGAGGGUAUCACGUGCAACCCCAAUUCCGGUGAAGUGGUCGAACUAGACCUUAGUUGCAGCAACCUACGUGGCAAGUUUCAUUCUAAAAGCAGUCUUCGAAACCUUCAUUCUCUAACUACUCUACUCCUUUCAAAUAAUGAUUUUAGUGGUCCAAUCAUGUCUUUAAUUGGAAACCUUUCUCAUCUCACCUCUCUGGACCUUUCGCGAAAUGGUUUCAGCGAGUUCAUUCCUUCUUCGAAAGUAGACCUUUCUUAUCUCACCUUUCUCGAUCUUUCAUCUAAUAGUUUUUCUGGUCAGAUUCCAUCUUCAAUUGGAAACCUUUCUUAUCUCACCUUUCUCGAUCUUUCAUUUAAUAGCUUUUCGGGUGAGAUUCCAUCUUGGAUUGGAAAUCUUUCUCAUCUCACCUAUCUUAACCUUGAGUUGAAUCAAAUUUCGGGUAAGAUUCCAUCUUCUAUUGGAAAUCUUUAUAACCUCACUUAUCUUUACCUUUCUGGGAACAAUAUUGUUGGAGAAAUCCCAUCUUUUUUUGGCAAUCUAAACCAGUUGACCACCUUAGGUGUUGCUGUAAAUAGGCUCAAUGGAAGCUUUCCCAUUGCACUACUGAAUUUGACAAAGUUGUCAUAUUUAGGACUCUAUUACAAUCAGUUCACAGGAACAAUUCCUCAUAACAUCACUUCACUAUCCAAAUUGACGUAUUUUGUAGCAAGUAACAACGCUUUCACUGGGACCCUGCCUUCUUCUCUCUUCACCAUUCCUUCUAUGGAAAGUGUUAUUUUGCAUGAUAACCAACUCAACGGCAUUCUUGAGUUUGGGAAUAUAUCUUCACCACCUCAGCUACGAAAGUUAGACGUUGGCAAUAACAACUUGAGAGGGCCAAUCCCGGCCGCGAUAUCCAAAUUUACCAACCUUGUCCGACUUGACCUUUCCCACUACAAGACACAAGCUCCAGUGGACUUUAACAUCUUCUGGCAUCUCAAGAGGCUGGAAGAUCUUGACCUAUCCUAUUUGAACACGACCACUACUACCAUUGACUUGAAUUAUAUCUUGUCGUAUUUUAAGAGGCUCUCUGUGUUGGAUCUCUCAGGCAACCAUGUUUCUGCCACAAACAAGAGUUCAGUUUCAGGUCCCCCUUUGCUGCGUUAUUUGGAAUUGUCAGGCUGCGGUAUCACCGAGCUCCCGGAGUUUGUAAGAAACCAACAUAUGGAGUGGCUAGACAUUUCCAACAAUAAAAUCAAAGGACAAGUGCCUGGCUGGUUAUGGACGCUACCAAAUCUUACUUACCUGAAUCUUUCCAACAACACUUUUACGGGCUUCGAAAAACCAACAACAAUUUUACUUUCAAGGCUAUCUAGCCUAAAUUUGCUUGCCUCCAACAACAAUUUUACGGGAAAGAUUCCCUCUUUCAUAUGUGAUUUGCGCUCUGUAUACAUUCUUGAUUUAUCAAACAACAACUUCAGUGGUUUAAUCCCUCCUUGUCUGGGUAAUCUCAACCGUUCUCUUGAAUUUCUAAACCUUCGUCAAAAUCGUCUUCAUGGAGGUCUUCCGGAGACUAUAUUUGAAAGCUUAAGAACGCUUGACGUUGGUCAUAACCAACUGACUGGAAAGCUUCCAAGAUCUUUGAUCCAUUUCUCUAGUCUUGAAGUUCUGAACGUGGAAAGCAACAUUUUCAAUGAUACGUUUCCGUUCUGGUUGCAUUCUCUACCAGAGUUAAAAAUUCUUGUGUUACGCUCCAAUGCGUUCCAUGGACCGAUACUUCAAACUUCGUUCCCUAAGUUGCAAAUCAUCGACAUAUCUCACAAUCACUUCAAUGGAUCUUUGUCAUCAGACUACUUUGUGAAGUGGAGUGCUAUGUUAUCAUUGGGGAAGAAUUAUGAUCAGUGGGAUGACAAGUACAUGGGAGGUUCCUAUUACCAUGAUUCAAUGGUGUUGAUGAAUAAAGGUAUAGAGAUGGAGUUUGUACGUAUCCUAAAGAUCUACACAGCACUCGACUUUUCAGGAAACAAAUUUGAAGGAGAGAUCCCAAGGUCCAUCGGUCUAUUAAAAGGGCUUCUUAUGCUUAACUUGUCGAACAAUGCUUUCACUGGCCACAUCCCUUCAUCUCUUGGAAACCUGACGGCUCUUGAGUCACUAGACGUUUCCCAAAACCAGCUUUCAGGAGAAAUUCCGCAAGAGCUAGGGGAACUCUCAUUCCUUUCCUACAUGAACUUCUCUCAUAACCAGCUUACAGGUCUAGUACCAGGAGGCACUCAGUUUCAAAGGCUGGACUGCACUUCCUUUGAGGAUAAUCCGGGACUUUUUGGCCCUUCUCUUGACGAAGAUUGCAGAGAUAUCCACAAGCCAACACCACAUGAAACACCAGAAUCAGAGGAAGAAGAAGAAGAAGAGGUGUUGAGUUGGAUAGCAGCUGUAAUAGGAGUCAUACCUGGUAUUGCCUUUGGAUGGGUGAUUGGUUACAUACUCUUUUCCUACAAACCAGAGUGGUUCAUCGACCCUUUUGCCCGAAACAAGCGCAGAAUCAGCAGCAGCACAACUCAUUAAAGAGGUCUUUUAUAAGCUACCUGCGGAAUCUGAAAGAUGAAAUCCGAAGCAAUUACUAUGUCUAUCAUAAUUUCAAAUAAGAUUUGGGAUAUCGUUUCUGGUUUAGCUUGGUGUGUUUUUUCUCUAUCUCUAUUUUUUUUACGUUUUAGCAAACUUCUUUGUUUCUCUGUAAUUGAACAACAACUAUGUUUCUUAAGCUGAAAAUUACAAGCACAGUCAAAGAUGUGUCGUCUUUUCCCCU
Brassica napus (rape) is the source of this 3159-nucleotide messenger RNA. Its product is annotated as receptor-like protein 35. The record is from RefSeq and is a predicted model, not a curated record. Gene Ontology annotation, molecular function: protein binding. Lineage: Eukaryota; Viridiplantae; Streptophyta; Magnoliopsida; Brassicales; Brassicaceae. The transcript is spliced from 2 exons. The coding region runs from base 117 to 2918 and encodes 933 amino acids.